Molecule: messenger RNA, 10191 nt
Organism: Zootoca vivipara (common lizard)
Lineage: Eukaryota; Metazoa; Chordata; Lepidosauria; Squamata; Lacertidae
Gene: PNPLA2
Product: patatin like domain 2, triacylglycerol lipase
Biological process (GO): lipid homeostasis; triglyceride catabolic process; positive regulation of triglyceride catabolic process
Cellular component (GO): lipid droplet; membrane; cytoplasm
Molecular function (GO): triacylglycerol lipase activity
Source: RefSeq, a predicted model, not a curated record
UCCCAACUGUCGGCGCUCAGGUGGAGUUUGCUGCGACUAGAGAGAAGGCGGAAGGAGCGGUUGGCUUGGCUUGGCAGCGCGGCGACCACCGGGAGAAACCCCUUCUUGCACGCCAGGCGCUGAGAAGGAGCCAAGCAGGGCGAUCCACAGAAGCUGCUCAGGAGUGCCCAGCCCCGCGCCGUGAGAGCUCGCUCCGUGGUUGCCCCCCUGCCUCGCCCCGCAUCCGUGAGGGCGUGUGAGGAAGAGGAGGUGGUUGUGGUUGUGAGGCGAUGUACCCGCUGGGCUCCACCUGGAAUAUCUCCUUCGCCGGCUGCGGGUUCUUGGGGGUGUACCACAUCGGGGUCGCCAGCUGCCUCCAAGAGCACGCACCUUUCUUGGUGGCGAAUGCCAAGAACAUUUAUGGCGCCUCGGCCGGAGCCCUGACGGCUACAGCCCUGGUCACUGGAGCCUGCCUAGGUGAGGCUGGUGCAAACAUCAUCCAUGUCUCUAAGGAGGCUCGGAAGAGGUUUCUUGGCCCCUUGCACCCCUCCUUCAACUUAGUGAAAAUCAUCCGUACCUGCCUAUACAAGACUCUACCAGACAACGGGCAUGAGGUGGCCAGUGGACGCUUGGGCAUCUCGCUGACGCGGGUCUCAGAUGGAGAGAAUGUCAUCUUAUCGGAGUUCAGCUCCAAAGAGGAGCUUAUCCAGGCAUGUGUUUGCAGCACUUUCAUCCCAGUGUACUGUGGCCUCAUCCCUCCCAGUCUUCAAGGAGUGAGAUAUGUUGAUGGAGGGAUUUCUGACAACCUGCCACAGUAUGAGCUGAAGAACACCAUCACGGUGUCCCCUUUCUCUGGGGAGAGUGAUAUAUGUCCACGGGACAGCUCCACAAACAUCCAUGAACUCAGAGUCACAAAUACCAGCAUUCAGUUCAACAUGCGCAACCUCUACCGCCUUUCAAAGGCCCUGUUUCCACCAGAGCCUCAGGUUCUGCAGGACAUGUGCAAGCAAGGAUACAGGGAUGCACUGCACUUCUUGAAAAAGAAUGGUCUUCUCCAUCAUCCAAGACCCACCAACCCUUUGCUGGCUAUUGAAAAUGGUGCUGGGGUGAAGAACACUGAAGAAGAAGAGGAGGAGGCAGGGGAAGAGGACCAGCUGAGAGAGAAUGCUGCACUGGCAGAGGCUGAAGAUCACAUUCUGGAACACUUGCCUCCUAAACUGAACCAAGCCCUCUUAGAAGCCUGUGCUGAGAGGAGGGGAUUGUUCACCGGCAUUGCCAACCUGUUGCCUGUGCGCCUGGCCUCUGCCUUGAUGCUCCCAUACACACUUCCUCUGGAGUCAGCUCUCUCCUUCACUGUCAGGUUGCUUGAAUGGCUGCCAGAUGUCCCUGAGGAUAUCAGGUGGAUGAAGGAGCAGACGAGGAAAGUCUGCCACUAUCUCAUGAGGAAAGCCAAGAAGAAGCUGGGAAGCCAUCUCUCAGCCAGACUGUACUACCACCUGGAACUCAGAAAAAGCCAAAGCUUGCCCGUCCCCUUGAGCAUUGGCUAUGGGGAGGCGCUGCCCAAGUGGUUGCGGAGUAACCUCUCCCUGACGGACGUUAUGACAAAAUGGGAGGAGUACCAGCGCCAGCUGAUGCUGGGGUUGUUCUGCAUCAACGUGGACCUGCAGGCGUCCAUCUUCCCAUCAGAAGGGCUGCAGAUGAGGCACCCGCCAGCAAGCUGCACACAAGAAAGCCUCCAGCUUUUCUGAUCACAUUGCCACACUUUGGGCAGGGGAGGGUGGACAGCCGCUGCCUCUCAACAGCCUCCUAAUGGAGCUGUAACACCCGCUAAGAGACUUCUUAUUUUCUCAUUUGCAGAGUGAGGAUUUAUAUCAAUAUAGCCAUUGUGCAACUGCUAAGCUGGUGGCUGCACAGUGUUCAAACCCAUAGCAAUGUGCCGGGCGUUGUGUACACUCUUAGAGAUUGAUGGUGUAUAAAUGCCCAGCACCUGUGACAAAAGUGCUUGGUCUCUUGGUUGAACCGAAAAGAGUUUUGUUUGGGACACCUUUUCAGAGGCCUCAUCUUGAACUUGCCGUUUGUGAUAAGAGGAUCGGGACACAAAUCAGUACUCUGGCAUUUCUUUGCUUUUCACCUCCUUUGUUUUAAAUCAGUGUUGUAAAAGGGUCUUUGUUUUGAAGAAAGCCAAGUCCCUCAUAGACAAUCUUUGCCUGCGCUACACAGAAUAGUGAAAAGCAGGCAGGCUACAACAACUGGCUGCCAGAUUGGCUCUUGUUAUCUAAGGCAUAGCUGCCAAGUUAUCCCUUUUUUAAAGGGAUUUUCCUUUAUGCUGAAUAGGCUUCCUCGCGAGAAAAGGGAAAACUUGGCAGCUAUGAUCUAAGGCAGCGCUUGGUUUUCAACUCUCACCCGAUGCACCUUUUUACAUGCCUGUGCUUCACAUUCUCUUGCAAAUCUAUCUGGGUGCCACUGCUCUUAAUAUAGAUGUUAGGAAUGUAGACUUGUAAAAAUGAACUCUUAGAACACUAGAGUUCCUUGUCCCUCUCAGGAUCACCCUCUUCUAAGGGACUUUUUUUUUAACUAUGGAGAAAGAAAAUAUUAGAAGCUCUGAAACGUGCUUCGUAAGACUUGUACUACAAGUAGGCCCAUUGAAAUUAAUGACCGUAACUAAUUUAGAUCCAUUAAUUUCAGUCUGAGUAAAAUUGAAUUGAAUACAAUCCUAAAUGUAUGCUUGAGCUAUGCUGCUCUUUUCUUUUUGAUGCUCCAUGUUGUUUGGGUGAUGCUAUUUCCACCCACCAACCCACCCAAAACAACACCACUACGUUAUUCUUCAAAUGUGCAGAAGGGAUGUAAAGAAGGAUGGAGGAAGAAUGCAGGAGCUAAGACAGCUUAGUGUAUGUUUUUCAAAUGGUUUGUGGCUCAUCUGAUAAGCUGGAGCUGAGCAUGUGAGCAUUUUGUGGUGUUUUGCCACUUACAAAAUGAAACUGAAACUGGAGGCCAAAACUGAUGCUGGCCAAACUGGAUUUAACCUUGAGGAUCCAUACGCACUUUGUGCCAGUGGUGUAUUUGAAAGGUCCUGGCAACCCCAACAGAAGUGUGACUGGUGUGGUGGUUAGUCAGGAGGGUCAGGAGCUGGAGGUCCUAAAAGGAAUGGCAGUAUAGUGUGAAAAGGAGGAAAAGAGUGCCAGAAGGUAUCAGAAGUGAAUGCACAUCCUUCUUUGUAUCCACCUGUGUCAGAGGUGGGGAAUCUUGCACUCUCCAGAUGUUCUUAGACUCCAUCAGCCGCAGAAAGCAUGGCCAAUGGUCAGGGAAGGUGGGAGGCGUUGUCCAACAUCUGGUGGGCUACAGGUUCCCCUCCACUGUACUACAGGCUAUUUCAGUGGAUCUUGGUUCCUGUUCUGCAAAUUAAACAUAGGAAUUCAUGUCUUAGGUUAACCUGGAAGGCUUCCCCCCUAUAGUCCAUAGAGCCAGAAGGACAUUUAGUUACUUGCCAGAUUCUGAUGUUUUCUGAGCCAAAGAUCUGGUAUGUGUUCCCAAUGCUUUUGCACUUGCUGGAAUUGUUCACUGCGGUGUGUGUUAAAGAUUAAGCACUCCAGGUAGCAGCACAUGUCCUGUCUGCUAUAUAGAAUCCCUCUCCCCACAGACGCCUUUCAAAUAUGAUGUACCGACUACUAAUUGUCUCAGCACUAAACUUUUAUCUCACAUUUCACUGCUCUUGCCUUGUUCAUGCUACUGCCUAGCAGAGAUUUGCUGUGACAGCAAAGUAGCAGCAUCCCUUAUCAUAUAGCAAUGUACCAUGAAAGCACAGAUAGGUUUAUGCUACAGGGAGAAAUGAGUCUUUGUAUUUGUACUGCACCGAGGUUGACUUCCUUUGCACACUAACCUACCAUUUUCAAUCCUCUCUCAACGCAGUCAGUCAGUUGAAUGCCAAAGAGAACCCAAGGGGUGUUCAGGGGCAGCUGGCGCAGUACAUAUCAGUUAAGCAGUGUUAAUAGUGAUGCAAUUCCGAGUGCCACUGCAGAACAAAGGGGUGGGUAUUCUUUGGUAGGCAUACCUCACUACUAAGUGUACACUGAAUAGACUUGUGUUUUUGUUCAUUCCAAAGCAUCUGAGUAGUCGUGUGUUGCACUGCUGAGCUUUAUGAGACUCUUUGAGGCCCAUGAGGUACAUCCUUGGCGCUUUUUUUUUUAAAAAAAAGGAAAAAAAUUCAGAGUAUAAUGAUUUGAAAUGGGUUCAAGUCAGGACGUUAUGACUUUGUGGUGCAUUUUUUUUUUAUGGUGGCCAAUACUAGGAUUUCUAGAAAUGCUUUCAUCUGCAGAGCUUCUGGAGUGACACAGCUGCUAAACAGAUUUUGAGAAUGGGUGGCGUUAUGAAAACCAUCUUGAUGCUAAAAGAAAAAUAUUCCUAUUCAUAAUUGACUGCUCAUGUAGCAUAAGUGCCUGCCUUAACAAUUUUAUAAGUAGUUUAGAAACGUGGAAUUCUUCAAGUAUGAAGCCUUUGUGACUAGGCAGGAUGGGAGUGGUGAACAUUUGGCACUAGCCAAUGUAAUAGUCCCUCUUCUAUAACUUUAUGUAAACACACAGGGUGGCAAGGAAUUUACUGUUCUCUCUGCAAACAUUUGCUUUGGAGCUCUAGUUGCGGGCUUAACUUUGGAGAUGUUGCAUAUGUGUUUAGUUUUAUGUUGGUUAAGAAAACAAUGCAGCCAGCAACUAUUUGUGCAAAUGAAAAUUUAGAGGCCCUCUGCAUUUUAACUGAAAUAUAGCCUGUGGUGCCAUUUCUGUGGAGGGCCUUACCUAAAAAUGGAACUCAUUAUUUGGAGGAAGACAUGCUGUUAAAUUGUUGCAUCCUGUUUUAUGCAAAGAUUUGUAUGUUCCCCUGUAUUCUCAUUGGGAGGGGGGGGGGAGAUGCACAUGAAGAAUGCAUCAUAGUAAACAUCUAUCUCACCCUUCUUCCAUGAAAUAAUAGCAAGCAUCUCUAAGCAGGGCUCUAGGAGUCAACCUAUUGAAAUACUAUAAGUCCAUUGAUUUCAGUGGGUCUGCUCGGAGUGUGAUUAGCAUGAAAUAGCAUCCAGAAUCUUUUUUCUCUUAAGGAGUGCUUGUAUAUCAAAAAGUCUCUUCUCUCCUAUAGAAGGAUAAUAGCUAGAGACUUUGUAAUUCAUGUGAACUACCGUCUGGUCUGCUCCAAGAAAAAAAAAUGGGGGGGGGGGUUCCUUAUAUUCUGAAAUAUUCAGAGAAAAAACAUUGCCUUUGACAUCCCAAGUUCAGCCAUGUGCUAAUUUUCCCUUGUUGAUUUAUCAUAAUGUAAAUGUGAACUUCUUUCCUGUAAGAAAACAGCAAACAUGUUUGUAUGUGUAAAUAUGUAGUCAACCGCUAACUUAUUCAACACUGUAUCCUAUGUUUUUUUUAAUGUCUUGCAUAAUUUAAAUCAGGGGUUCCCAGACAAUCUGCUAGCUUCAUCUAGGUGGUCUGUGACAUGUAUGAACACUUACAAUUUGAAUUCUAGGGGAUUCAAAUUGUAAUGCAUUAAAAUACAAGAAAUAAAAGAAGCAAUAAAAAGUAAAUUAAAAACCAUACAGCAUCUAGUGCAGCACACUGCAGUUGCUAGAACAGGCGGGGGGGGAUCAUUUAAAUCACUCAGCAAUUUUUGAGUGGGAAAUAAAGUUUGGGAACCACUGGUUUAGGUUUUUCUAGUAAGUUCCUGCUUAAGGCAGAAUGAUUAUACGUACUGCUGUGUUUCUGUUUUGCUGCUAAUAUGUUAUAAUUUAUAUGGCCUCUUCUGUAGCAUCCCAUCUGGUCAGAUGGGAAAAUAACCAGGGUUAUAAAUGCUUGUUUCAUCAAGAAAAAUUCAGUAUUUUUUUCUGCUUUAAUUUUUAAUUGUGACGAAAUCCAGAUUUUAUUGCCAAAACCUAGUAUUUUGACAUGUAUUGGGUGUUUGAAAGGAAAAGAGAUCCAUGAUGUUCUUUAACCCUAACUUUGUUAAGAACAAAAACAUGUUAAAAUGCUAUGUUUUAGGUUAGUCUCAGCUCUACUAACCACCAACCUGUAAAUUAAGCACAAGUAGUAAGAAGCUAUGCACCAUAGCUAUGUGCCAGCUGGGGCAAGCCAACCUCUCCCACUUUUUGUCCUGGAAAAGGCUUUGUAAUGCCAAAUUUGGAGUCUUUUGGAUAAAGGCUGAAAUUGGGUGACGCAGGUGUGAGCUUUUGCGUGACUUGGCACUUAAUAUGGUUUCCUCAGACUAAAGAAUGGCCUCUGAUUACACCAGAAGCCAAUGGAACAAUAGCUUGCCUUAAUGGCUUGCCUGUAUCUGCUAGUGUAGCAUUGUUCUCAAGUUUUCACAGUGCCUUUUCUUUCUUUUUUAAUGCCACUUGCUGCUGCUGUCCUUACAGCACCCAUUCCUCUCCUGUUCUCUGUAUAUCCAGUUUCCUUGCAACCAGUAGCAGCUUCUGGAUUGGCAAUGUUGCCACAGAUGCUGUGGUUGCUGUGACAAGGGACUGGUGCCUCUCUGCUCCACUGAUGCACACCAGCCUGACCUGCAAUCUGCAGAAAAUCCAAAGUGCCAAAUAGAGAAUAAGACGCAACCUUUAGAACUAAUUUUAUUUUGUAUUAGUCUUACUUGAGACCAGAAAUCUCUGGGCUGCUUUUCUUUUGGGAGGGGGGGUGUACUCUGAUGUGACUUUGCACUUGUGGGACAGCCUGUCAUAGAUCAAUGUUAGCACUUGCUCACAAGUAACAUGUUUUGUCUGAAGUCAGAGCAGCAACAAGAUUAGUGAGGAAACAAUUUUAUUUUACAUACAUGGCAAUUAUCAUAAAGGAGCAUUUUAGUAGUCAUUGCUUGAACAGUUCCAUGCUUGAUAUUGUUAUGCUUUGCUCCCCCCCUUCCUCAUGUUUUACUGGAAAUGUGUUAAGUAUUUAUUUUGAAAAGAUAUACCUCCCUAAUAAAAUAAUUCCUAAAAAUGUGAACUGGGGUGUGUGUGUUUUAAUUUGUACCCCCUAGGCUUGGCAGCUGUAAUCAUGUGGUGCUUUCUAUUGAAAGCUGAACAUGUUUGAUGCAGUCAGCUUGGGGGGAGAGGCAGAGAGAGAAUCAAGCAGAGGGAGAGAGAUGCCUGCCCAUCCAAAGGUGGAAGGCAGACCUGAAGGUAUCCUAAGCUUCGUGACACCAAGGUGCCUCAUGUGACCCUACCCUGACAUCCCAUUCUCACAACUACUCCUUUGGAGGCCACCAGUUAUUCUCAGGAGCCCAUUAGGAAUUAGAGCCAUAGUUUGUUACUUACCCAGCCCUGCUAGAUUCCUCACCAACCCUUUGCCUCAGUGAACCACUGUCUGUCAUGAAACCAGGUGAUCCAGGAGAACCACCAUGUUUUUGCACUGAGAUCCUUUGCUGAUUUAACACAUAUCCAGAAAACCUUUCAUUCUGGCCUUUCGUUUAGAGCAGCUGUCACCAGUUGUGAACUCUGAAAGUGCAGGGACUUGCUGGUCUCAUCUGCCUCUCCUGUGUCUGUGUUGGCCAAGUUGAUACUCGUGGGUUUGUUACUGCAUCAUCUGGGACAGAGGCAAAAUCUAUGCACCCCUUAUUUAACACAGUUUUUCCAGCUUCACCAUUUUGUGCUUAUAUUGGCUAGAGAUGCUUAUUGUAGCUCAGUGGUAGGGAAACACAUUUUGCUUGUAUAGAAGGUGUCAGAUUCAAUCCCUGACAUCUCCAGGUAGGGCUGGAGAUAGGUAUGUAGACCCCCAUCUGAAACCUUGGACAGCCACUACUUCACAGUACAGACAACAGUGACCUUAGAUGGUCUGACUCAACAUAAAAGACUUUCCUGUGCUGUUAACCAAAGCCACAACACACAAGAUUAUGUAAAGGGGAAAGGGGGGGGGCUUAAUAAAAGCACCAUAAAAGUACCUGAAGGAGCAUCUCCACCCCCAUCAUUCAGCCCAGACACUGAGGUCCAGCUCUGAGGGCCUUCUGGUGGUUCCCUCACUGCGAGAAGUGAGGUUACAGGGAACCAGGCAGAGGACCUUUUUGGUAGUGGUGCCUGAGAACCCCAUAAGGGCUCUUGUGUACCCCAUAAGGGAAUAAGGGCAGAUUUUUGCUUAUAACACCGCCCUGUGGAAUGCCAUCAUAUCAGAUGUCAAGGAAAUAACUACCGGUAUCUGACUUUUAGAAGACAUCUGAAGGCAGCCCUGUUCAGGGAAGUCUUUAAUGUUCUAUCGUUCUUUUAAUAUUCUGUUGAGAGCCACCCAGAGUGGCUAAGGAAACCCACUCAGAAGGGUGAGGUAUAAAUUAUUAUUAUUACUUGGGACGCGGGUGGCACUGUGGGUUAAACCACAGAGCCUAGGGCUUGCCGAUCAGAAGGUCGGCAGUUCAAAUCCCCACGACGGGGUGAGCUUCCGUUGCUCGGUCCCAGCUCCUGCCAACCCAGCAGUUUGAAAGCACAUCAAAGUGCAAGUAGAUAAAUAGGUACCGCUACAGCGGGAAGGUAAACGGUGUUUCCGUGUGCUGCUCUGGUUCGCCAGAAGCGGCUUUGUCAUGCUGGCCACAUGACCUGAAAGCUAUACGCUGGCUCCCUCUGCCAAUAACGCAAGAUGAGCGCCGUAACCCCAGAGUCGGUCACGACUGGACCUAAUGGUCAGGGGUCCCUUUACCUUUUAUUAUUAUUAUAAAUAUUAUUUAUUAUUAUUAAUGGUAGCAUUAAAAAGUAACAUGCUUCUAUGAUGUCUUGACCUAUGUCUUGACCUAGACACUAACAACAGUCAAAGAAAAGUAAGCCAGAUUCCCAUGGCUCCCGAAAUUGAAAUUUGCUCACUUUCAACCAGAGAGCAAAACAUCCAACUGGUUGCAUCCUGUGGAAGUUGGCUGCCAGGUGACAUGACAAAAGUUUAUAAAGUUAUGCAUGGUAUGGAGAAAUUGGAGAAUUUUGCCCCUCUCCCAUAACACUAGAACUUGUGGACAUCCAAUGAAACUGAAUGUUGGAAGAUUCAGGAUAGAUAAAAUGAAAUACUUCACAUGGGGUAUAGUUAAACUAAGGAAAUGGUUCUCAAAGGAGGCAGUGAUAGCCACCAACAUGGAUGGAAUUGAGACAAAUUCAUGGGGGAUAUCAAUGAAUUUGAUGGUUAUGCUCUGCCUCUACAGAGUCAAUAAGAAGAGAAGAGUUUGGAUUUGAUAUCCCGCUUUAUCACUACCCGAAGGAGUCUCAAAGCGGCUAACAAUCUCCUUUCCCCUCCUCCCCCACAACAGACACCCUGUGAGGUGGGUGGGGCUGAGAGACUUCAGAGAAGUGUGACUAGCACAAGGUCACCCAGCAGCUGCAUGUGGAGGAGCGGAGACGCGAACCCAGUUCCCCAGAUUAUGAAUCUACCGGUCUUAACCACUACACCACACUGGUUCUCUGAAUAUCAGCAGCAGGCGGGGAGAGCACGCUUGUGUUCAGGUCCCGCAUGCAAGUUUGUAUCAAGCGCUUGGUUGGCCACUGUGCGAACAGGAUGCUGGACUAAAUCGUUGUAUGUUCAAGAAAGAACAAAAAGUCCUAAUGCCAGCACCCCCAAACUUCGACCCUUCAGAUGUUUUGGACUACAAAUCCCAUCUUCCCCAACCACUGGUCCUGUUAGCUAGGGAUCAUGGGAGUUGUAGGCCCAAACAUCUGGAGGGCCGCAGUUUGGGGAUGCCUGUCCUAAUGCAUGGAGGCCGUUACAAGGCCAAUCCAGGACAGGUUAUGCCGCCGCAACGUACGUUAGUUUUCAGGUGCCGCAGGAUCCCUGCCGCUGCUGCUCUGGGAGCUGCCACGCAUCUAGGAAGAAGCAAGCCGUAGGAAGACCCUUUUAACUUAUCUGCCCCUUCACUGCUUCCGUAUACCCUCCGCGUCACUUUCAGACGUGCGCCGGACAGGGAGGGCGGCAGCUUCUGGCGAGGCGAGCGGUCUCCAAGCUCUGCCUUUCCCCCGCCUGGAAUCCCUCUGGCUCCGUUCUGUUCGAUCGAGCCAGGCAUUUCGCCACCGGCACGGCUAUAUCUGUGCCCGCCUCCCAACCGCCGUCCCCCCCUUCCACCCCGGCCUUGGAAAAAGCAAUACAUUGACGCGGACGGGGCUGCUGGUGCCUUCUUGAUCAGAGGGACCAGGGAACACCGGGAGCGAUCGGAAACUUGGGGUCCCUCCCGCUUUCUGAGAAGAUAGCUAUUGCAGGGUCUUGGGGGCCGUUUCUCUCGACAUACGCCUCACACACAUAUCCAGGU